ACACAAAGCGGUAGGCAGACGCAUAGUAACGAAUAACGAAUGAAUGCUGGUUUAGUGGAUUAUGGGCGUAUAGGGCAUUCUAUCGGGUCUCACAAAUUUUAUCCGAUUUGCAACAUAAAGAGAGAGGGGAUUGCUUGACUGCGCGAUCCUUACACUCGUGGGAGGCGGACUGUCAUUCCAGCUAUGGAACAACUCAAGCCCCAGAUAAUGGCGACAAAGGGCAAUGAGAAGCAGUCAGAAGUUGAUCCAAACAAUGUUAUUCCUUCUUUCGAGGUAGCAAAAGAGCUCCUUCCAAAUGCCCUUGUGUGGGCUUCUCUACAUGGCUUUGUUGUUGGGGACAGGGCUGUACAGAGAUCUGGACAUAUACCAGGUGUUGGCUUGACACAUGCUCCAUUUUCUCUCUUUCCAGCACCUUUUCCUGAAACUUGUUGGAGUCAGGCCUGUGAUUUAGUUCCCUUAUUCAACGAACUCGUGGAUAGAGUAAGCAUGGAUGGAAUUUUCUUGCAAGAGUCACUAUCCGGGACACGGAAGGUUGACGACUUCACUGCUCGACUGUUAGAUAUCCAUUCUAAAACAUUGCAAGAUAACAUAAGACAGGAAAUACGCCUUGGUCUACACCGUUCAGAUUAUAUGCUAGAUACUGAAACAGGAUCAUUACUACAGAUAGAGCUAAAUACGAUUUCAUCAUCUUUUGCUGGACUUGGAUGCCUUGUUAGUCAGCUUCACAGGUAUUUGAUCAAACAUUUUGGGGAUCAACAUUGCUUGGAUUUGAAAAGAGUGCCUGAAAAUACUACAAUGAAGAGAUAUGUAGAGGCAUUAGCCCAUGCCUGGAAAGAGUUUAAUGACUUAAGUUCUAUUGUGCUGGUAGUUGUGCAGCCAGAAGAGCGCAAUAUGUAUGAUCAACAUUGGAUUUGUAUGCUCCUAAAAGAAUUAUAUGGGGUGUCAACGGUCCGGAAGACUUUAGCUGAAAUUGAUGCUAAGGGAGAAAUUUUAUCAAAUGGAAGUCUACAAAUAGGACAGCGAGUUGUUGCUGUUGUUUACUUCAGAGCUGGUUGUACACCCAUUGAUUAUCCCUCUGAAGCAGAGUGGAGGGGCAGGCUGAUGUUGGAGAUGUCUUCUGCCAUCAAAUGCCCAUCAAUUUCAUAUCAUCUUGCUGGCUCGAAAAAAGGUUCAGCAGGAGUUGGCUAAACCCAAUGUUCUUGAAAGAUUUAUCAAUAAUAAAGAUGAUGCACUCAAACUUCGGAAAUGCUUUGCUGGAUUAUGGAGCUUGCAUUCCAAUGCAAAAAUUAUACAGGAUGCAAUCACAAUGCCAGAAGCAUUUGUUCUUAAGCCAUAGCGUGAAGGAGGAGGAA
Messenger RNA from Cryptomeria japonica (Japanese cedar), 1352 nucleotides. RefSeq names its product glutathione synthetase, chloroplastic-like. The transcript has 2 exons. The record is from RefSeq and is a predicted model, not a curated record. Gene Ontology annotation, cellular component: cytosol. Gene Ontology annotation, molecular function: ATP binding; glutathione binding; glutathione synthase activity. Gene Ontology annotation, biological process: glutathione biosynthetic process. Lineage: Eukaryota; Viridiplantae; Streptophyta; Pinopsida; Cupressales; Cupressaceae. The coding region runs from base 184 to 1188 and encodes 334 amino acids.